AUGGGCCGCGGCGGCAAAAACAGCAGGGCUCGUCGCUCUGCACGAGCGACUCAGCAAUUCUUUAGCCAAGGCUUGCCAGAUGGCUCGGCGCUCUCUUCCGUUGAAGGAGAAUCAUCCUCAACAAACAUUCCUCCUCCUGCUCCUCCUUCAUCUCCAAUUCAAUCUCGAUCUGAAAACACUCGUCCCAAAGCAAGCCCAGAAACAGAGAGUCUGCCAAAAGAGUACACCUCAUUGGUACCUUCUCCGUUCCCAGCAAGCAAACUACGUUUCAUCACCGAUCAUCUUUGGCAACCAGCUGAAAAGACACUCAUUCCAUUCUUCAGAGAAAACGAGACCACAGGCAUCAAGUACUUGUACAGUCAAAUCGCCUACUUGUACGCCUUCAAGCUUCCUGAUCAAAAGAAACUCUCGUGGCAGUUUGAUCCCGAAAUCACGCGAGGCCUUGCCGAAGACGUAGUGAAGACACCCGCAUUGGACAAAUGGUUCAAAACCAACGGUGCAGUGUCAACUGGGCUAAAAGUUGAAGACAUUGUCAUCACCACACAACCAGGAAUAAACGAGUACCAAGCUAUCCUUCUCAUCUGUCAGUGGCUGGUUCGCCGCGCAGUGGUACACGGGGACAGAUCCAACAUCGUAUCAGCCUCUCCGACCAUUCUCAUCGGCCUGAUUGACUUCACUUAUCGCACAAAACACGCAGCGCGAAGCAGCAGUGCAGAUCCACAGUUCAAAGCGGUUUGGGAUUGGUUUCAUAACGACCGAACAGCCAGAAUGGGUAACAAGCAGAACGUCAUGGUGCCUGAUGCACUAGAUUAUCCUCACGUCCACGAGUCUGACCAUGAAGGUGGUGCCGCUGAGGGUGAAAUCAUCGAGACUCACUUCCGAGACUGCUUUGAGUACCUCAUGGACGAUUCGAGUGAUGAUGGCUCCGAUCCUGGCGAAGGUCCAUCAACUACUCACCACACAACUUCUUCUCCUCUUGACAAAGGCAAAGGCAAAGCCGUUGAGAGAUGUCCUACUACCUCUUCCACUCAAACUCACGUUGCUGGAACCGUCACGAAAUCAGUUGGCCAUGUUGACGAUGUCCUUACAACUACUACUUCUACCACUACCACUGGUGACAAAAAGAAGAAGAAGAGAAGAGACAACCACAAGAGAAAGGAUAAGAAGAAGAAGAAUAACCCCAACAAAAAGAACAAAAAGAACAAAAAGAACAACAAGAAGGGCAAGGGCAAAGCAAAGGCUACGGAUCUUGAUGAAGAUGAAGCAGAACAUGAACAAGAACAAGAACAAGAUGCAGCAUCUGUCGAUGACGAUACAGCCAAUGUCCAUACAUCAGAUGAUGAAGUCUCACUUCCCUAUUACUCUGCCAAAGAAGGCGACGAUCGCGAAGAAAAUAGCGACGACGACGAGGAUGAGGAUGAGCGUGUUGAAGAACAAGAAAUGAUUCUUCACGAAAACUUUGACACGGGUGACGAUCAAGUCAACGAUCAAGAAGUCCCGGCGGUCGACGAUGAUGGCGAAGAAGCCUACGACGCCGGCGACGAGGUCGACGAUGACGACGACGACGAUGGUGACGAUGAAGUCACACAAAAAGUCAACGAUCAUGGCAAGGGGCGAGCCAUCGAUCAAAACGAACAACAAGAAGACGGCGACGGCGGCCACGACAAUGACAACGACGAAUUCUGGACUGAAGAAGACCAGCGAGAAUUCGACGCUUGGUUCGACGCCAAGUUCCAGGCGCCCUGGGACAGAAUCAUGUCCCGGCUCGCGUCCCUGCCGUCGCCGUCUUCUGUUGUCGGCAACACGACAGCCACCAACGACAACGUUGUUGUGGGCGACAACAACGUUGUCGUUGGUGGUCCGUCGUCGACAACCGCCGCCUCGCGUCGCCGUCGUGCCGCUCCUCUCGAGGGCAUCGACGCCGGCCUCGACCGCUCGCGGCCCGCCAGUUCGGUGGCGGCCAACGAGAACCUCCAGCGCCACCUGCUGGCGGUCCUCGAGCGGGCGAGAGCCGGGGGCAUGUCCCGCGGCGCGAGGCGUGCUCUCCUGGCCAGGGAGCACCAGAGAAUCCUGGCCUCCGAGACCCUGGCGGCGGCGAGGGGCACUCAGCCCUUGAGGCCCACCGCCACCAGGGCCACGGAGGCCGCCGCGGCGGAGACGAGGAGGGAGCUCGCCCGGUUCCCCCGGUUCAACCUGGGCUCCGCCCCGGGUUGGCUGGGGGAGCUGGAGCGGAUGCAGAUCGGGGGGCUGCGGGGGGGUCGGGGGGGUGGUGGUGGUGUUGGUGGUGCGGGUGCGGGUGCUGGUGUUGGCGGCGGCGAGGAGUAG
Molecule: messenger RNA, 2325 nt
Organism: Exophiala spinifera
Lineage: Eukaryota; Fungi; Ascomycota; Eurotiomycetes; Chaetothyriales; Herpotrichiellaceae
Exons: 2
Coding region: 1-2325 (774 amino acids)
Source: RefSeq, a predicted model, not a curated record